AUGGCAGACGCUGCUGUUGAAACAACAAAUAAUGAUGAUAAUGAUGAUUCUUGGUUGUAUGGCGAAUCUAACACUGACCAAAAUGAAGAUGCCGAAGGGCAACAGAAAGCUCCUGAAACUGGUAAACAACAAACAACUUCUAUAGGUGAAACUGGGGAGCAAGAAGAUAAAGAACCAGAAGAAGAAGGUAAUGAUGAUUCACAUUUUAAUGAUGAACAUUUUGGUGAAGUGGAACGUGAGGAAGGUGGCGAGACAAAUGGAGAUGCCGAUAGUCAAGACAAUGGAGAUUCUGACUCUGAUGAUAGCGACGAUGUCAAAGUUACUAUUGGAGAGAUUAAGUCUGGCCCUCAGGCGUAUGCUAGCUUAAAUAUUAAGCGAGGAGUUGGAUUAGUAGCAUCAGGUGGUGAGAAAACACGACCAGGCCCCACAGCUGGCGGCAAAGUCAAUCUUGAAGAUCUCGAGGGUCCUGGUAGCAUUAAUGGAGUGCCAGCACUUGAGUUUAACAUUGACACUAUUGAAGAUAAACCAUGGAACAAACCUGGUGCUGAUAUCUCAGAUUAUUUCAAUUAUGGUUUUAACGAGGUUACAUGGAGUGCUUAUUGUGAGCGACAGAGGCGUAUGCGGGUCAACGAAGCAGGUGUCGGCUUGCAUGUUGGACCCACUGCACCUGAAAUGAGAAGACCCACAGGUCCUGUAAGACAUGAUGAUGGGCCACCUCCAAUGCAGAAUAAUUAUCAAUCAAGAGAAAAUACAAUUCAGGUGAUGACUGCCGAGCGCCGCGAGUACGGUCGAGGCACGGGAGCUCCACCCACGGAUUACUUCCAACCGCCGGAACACUUUUACCCACCUCAUAACUAUCAGGAGCCAGUCUGGGGGGCACCCGAACAGACCGGAUGGGCGCCUACUGAAAUAAAGGAGCUGACUCCCGGUCCCAUGGCUCCUCCGGCAAUGGUGCCUCCGAUAGGAGUUGCGCCCACCAUGGCUCCGCCCCAUAUGGGCGCUCCGCCGCACCCGAUGGGAGCUACAUUUUCCCCAUAUAGGCCGCAUCCUCCGCCCAUGCACGUUCAUGACCGCGAACGUGAUCGUGAUAGAGAUCGUGAUCGCGACCGUGACCGCGAUCGCAUUCGGGAACGUGAAGAAAGAGACCGUCGCGAGAGGGAUAGAAGAGAAGAGGACGAAAGAGAACAUCGGGAAAGAUCGCGAUCAAUCAAACCGGAUAGGUCUCGUGAAAAAUCCUACAGACGUGAAAGGUCCCGAUCGAGAUCCCGCCGCCACAAAUCUAGGUCACGGUCACCGCGACCACGUGAGCGCUCUCGUGAUCGUGACCGAUCACGCGAUCGUGAACGUAGUAGUAAACCUAAGUCUAAGGAAUCUAAGGAAAAGGAGGACGAUAAAUAG
Messenger RNA from Pieris macdunnoughi, 1398 nucleotides. The record is from the annotation of a GenBank genome assembly. Lineage: Eukaryota; Metazoa; Arthropoda; Insecta; Lepidoptera; Pieridae.